This is a messenger RNA of Anisakis simplex (herring worm), 1077 nucleotides long. The record is from the annotation of a GenBank genome assembly. Lineage: Eukaryota; Metazoa; Nematoda; Chromadorea; Rhabditida; Anisakidae.
AUGGAAGGUGAUGAAGACGGCAGCGUAAACAAAGCUGCUAGUGAACUGAUCAGGCGACAUCGUCAAAGUGAUGUGUUGGCUGAAGAUAUAACCGCAAUUAAACCGUAUCCAAAAGUACGAAUGUCGAUUAAGGAUGGGUAUGCCGUGAUUGCAUCUGAUGGUGUCGGUAAAAGAAGUGUCAUUCAUAAAACCACUGCUGGAAUGUUGGCCUCAGUUUCGCUGAAGCCGAACACCGUAUGUCGAGUGAAUACAGGGUCAAUGAUACCGGAUGGUGCUGAUGCAGUGGUUCAAGUAGAAGAUACGAAACUAGUUGAAAACGAUAACGUCGAGGAAAUUGCAAUUGAAAUACUGUCAGCUCCCAAAGUUGGACAAGAUAUAAGGUAUGAUAUAAGAUCACAGUUGUUAACCAUUCGGAAGUCCAUCAGAGCUAGAUUCUUAGCACAAUUAACUGAAUUCUGGAAAGUAGAAGAUACCAAACUAGUUGAACACGAUAACGUCGAGGAAAUUGCAAUUGAAAUACUGUCAGCUCCCAAAGUUGGACAGGAUAUAAGGGAAAUUGGAAGUGAUGUAGCUGUUGGAGACAUUUUAUUGCCGAUCAAUACCGUUGUUGGAUCGGCUGAGAUCGGUAUAUUGUUGGUCGAUCACCCAUCGAAUGAUCGUCCACUUGGCUUGGUCAGAGAUACUAAUCGACCUCGGUUGCUGUCUCUCUUCCGGAGCUGUUCCGCAAGACCGAUCGAUAUUGGUAUCGUGCCGGACAGUGAAGGUAAAUUGAUCGAUGCGCUCAACUUUGCGUUCUCAGUAGCGGAUGUUAUCGUCUCCUCCGGUGGUGUCUCUAUAGGCGAAAAGGACUACCUCAAGUCAAUCACUCAAGAGCAUUUCAAAUUCGACAUUCACUUCGGUCGUGUUUGGAUGAAACCCGGCCUGCCCACAACUUUUGCGACUGGCUUGUGGAACGGAAAGAAGAAAGCAAUCUUCGGAUUGCCGGGUAACCCCGUAUCUGCAUGGGUAACCGCUCAAUUGUUUGUGGUACCGAUGCUAAAGAAAAUAGCUGGUUAUGGGCACUACUGGCCAACUGUG